AUGACGUCCACAGCCGUCUCUGCAGAUUUCCACAGCACCUUUCAAGCCGAUAAGCGAGCCACUCCUCCUUCGCUCACGGACAUCACCACCCGUCUUCACGCUCUUCGAGCGGGACUGAAUGAAAAUCUGGCGUUUCUCCCUGCGUACGAUAGGCGGAGCUGUGAGCUGCAGCAGCUGAAAGAGCUCGAGUCGAAGCUAUCGCAACUCAGGUCUAAGGACAAGCCGAAGUCACGGUUCGCAUUCUCAGCCGGGAAAUCGAAAGCGGCGCCGGUCAAGGCAGAAGGGGAGGCACCGACUCCCGGUUCUUCGGCAUCGGCACCGUCAGCUCCUACACCUAAACAGUCCACUCUGCCGGUAUCAGCAAACGCAGCUACGGCUGCCGGUCCCGUUCAUGUUAUCUCGAAUCUCUCCAGUCAGCUCGUGCGAGCCCCCUCGGACGUCGAAGGUGGAUACACAAUUACCCUCGAGUCGCUCUCGUCCUGUAUAAUUGAUCUUCGACCGCCUCCGCAAACCUCAGGAACCAGCGGAAGGAACGCCACUCCUCCCUCGACAGCGCAAGCAACGUCAAUCCAUGCCAAGAGCCUUCGGCGGUGCGUGCUGCUCGUACCCGUGAUGGAAGGGAGUGCAAUCAUGGAAGGCCUGGAAGACUGCUUGGUCAUUCUUGGAGCGCAGCAGUUCCGUAUACAUUCUUCUCGAAGUACGACUAUCCUCCUCCACGUACCCUCAACGCCUAUCAUCGAACACUGCUCGGCGCUCGCUUUUGGGCCUUACCCGUUGUUCCUGCAACAACCAGAAUAUACCAGCAAGCAUCACGAUGUGCAGGACUUUGAUUGGGUCCGGGAAGGCAAAUCUCCAAAUUGGGCCGUGCUAGACCCUUCCAAUGAGGCCUUUGCGGAGCGAGACGCCGAAGCGAUCAGCGGUCUGGGAGAUGGGGAUGGCGAUGCAUCUUGA
Molecule: messenger RNA, 951 nt
Organism: Dioszegia hungarica
Lineage: Eukaryota; Fungi; Basidiomycota; Tremellomycetes; Tremellales; Bulleribasidiaceae
Product: putative tubulin folding cofactor C
Exons: 6
Coding region: 1-951 (316 amino acids)
Biological process (GO): post-chaperonin tubulin folding pathway; tubulin complex assembly
Cellular component (GO): cytoplasm
Molecular function (GO): tubulin binding
Source: RefSeq, a predicted model, not a curated record